AGCAACAAUGGCGAGGGGUUCAUUGCGGAGAAGGACUAUCUGUACCUGUUGAACUACCUGGAGGAGUACAUGUCGCUGCCCAAGCAGCUCUACGCCGCGUUUGAGGAGUGCAUGAUCCCAAUGGCGGGGCUGCUGUCAAACUCGCAAUUCGUCACGUGGGUGCGCCAGUAUCCGGAUGUCAUGGAGUUUCUUGCUAUUCAUCUCCCUCCGUCUCCACUACCUGGAAACCCUUUGAACAACAGUCCGUCUUGCAGGAACGACCCCAACAGGAAUCCAUUCCGCUCGUUUGACUUCAUUGGCGGCGAAGACAGCGGCGACGAGGACUCGGACGGGCUGUACGACUCCGACCAAAUCACGGAGAUGGAGAUGUCUCAAAGCUCAUUUCGCGAUAGCUCCGCGUCAUUGAACGGCCACGACGAACUGACGAGCAUCUUAAAGGAGGCAGGCGCAGUGGUUCAGGACGAGUCCGGCGAGCGCUCGAGUGAUAUCAGCGUCAGCAGCCAACGUCAAGGGCGGUCGGGGGCAUCACGUGCACGCGGCGUCCAGAAGAUGGGGAGAUACAUGGGCAAAGCAGUGGGCGGUGGCAUUUCAAGAGUUGGAAACGUUGGCCGCAGCAUUCUUCACGUCGGCAAGUCACAGGGCUACAACCAGCAUCACAUUGGCGACCACCCCAACGAUGACCCAGCAGCAGUCGAGCUCCUGUCUGCGGGUUACUCGUUCUCGUCGGAGUCUCAGAGUACGAAGAAGUAUGUCUGCGGCUACCUGCACAAGAUCAGCGACAGCAAGUGGGGCAAGAAGCGAUCGUGGCACCGAAGGUGGUUCGUGCUUGACCGCCAGCGCGGCGUGCUCUCGUACUACCGGCACAACCCGGCCAACCACAUGCCAACUUCAUCAGCGUCUCAUGGCAAUAUCGUUCACAUGGCGGACUCUCCUCAGGACCAAGAUCACGACCCGCAACAAACUCUGCUGUACCUGAACGAGUCUCAUCCCUGGUAUCGCGGCGCGCUGGACCUCAACAUGGACAACGUGUCGCUGCUGUUUGAGAAGACGCUGGCGAGGAAUGCACCUACGCGCUACUUCUUUCAGGUCUCGACGUUGUCGCUGCACGACAUCGACUCGAAGCGCGGCGUUCAAUACAAGUUGUGCGCGGACACGGAGACGGACUUUGAUCUGUGGACGUCUGCGAUAGCGGAGGCGAUCAACAGGAAGGACUCGCAGAAUGGGAAGGCGAACAGCGGCGCGCCGGUACUCUCGCAUCAGCAGCUCUACCGGCAGCGUCUGCUUCAGAAGCAAAUGGAGGAGGAGCAAGCAGCGAAGGAACGAGAAGCAGAGGCUGCUAACGAAGCAGCGGCUGAUAGUGGACACGAGUCGCCACCCCCAACGCUCGGACGGCGCAAGAUUCCGCCUCGCAUCGUGACGCAGUUCUCGUUGGGGCCUGACAGCGGAAUGCCGACCGAUUCGUGCUGGCACCUCCACGUUCACGUGGAUGGGACCAAGCAGUGCCUCAUUGUUGGCUUCAUGCUCAACAUUGUGGCCAUUCGAUGUCUCGCCAGCGAGCACGUGCUGUGGAAGGUGGCCGUCUGCAUCGCCGUGACGUGUAUGUUUGUGUUUAGCGUGUACAACCCAAGGUCACUGGUACAUCGUCCGCGUCAAGCAAGUUUUGGAGCCUACUCGGACGUGAACGGGGGUAUCGAUAAUGCUCUGCUGGGUACCGACAUCGCGCAGUGCAGCGAUCCAGAGAGAUGCUGCUUGCACAAGAUUUCAAGCCCGACGGUCCUGGAUCGAGGAGACUGCGACGACAACAAGCGUGUGGAAGGAUCGAGUGAUGCGCCUCGCCGACGACCCAGCGCCGCUGGCAGUCGACGGCUCGCGAAGCUCCCUAUGGGCAGCACCAUGACGCAGUGUGAGAUGCAAACAAGCGGACGGUCUAGCAACGUGGAGCACUCGUGGACGACAACCCGAGCUGAAACAUUUUCAGUUCGAAGCGCUGAGUACAAGAGGUCUCGAAAGAAAGAGCCCUCUAGCGCUGCGCUGUUCGAGUUUCUUGGAGCUGACUUGGUUCGAACCGACAGCAAGUUGGACCUGAUCUCCCAGCGCGUCGAGUUUCCGCCCGAACACGAGAACAGUCGACUCUUCAUCAUCAACGCUCAGCUCCCGUCAUACGGGCCGAGCAUGUGGGGCGAUGGCUCCUACGACGGUCCAGGCUACAGCUUGGCUCUCUACUGGAAGAUCCCAGACGAAAUCUCCGAGGAGUUGAAGAACCCCACAACGACAACGCUCAAGCUGUUCAAGCGGUUCUUAGAGGCCGGUGACGACACGUCGCUGACGGAUCGCUUCAAGGUCAUCGCGCAGGUGACGAACCAGGACGAGUGCGGCAUCACGGGCGUGGCCAAGAAGCUGCUGGUGAGCCACAACGCGACGCCCGUGCUGACGCGGCCGCAGCACCGCAUCUACCACUUCCGCGACGGCAGCACCGAGAUCGUCGUGGACGUGCACGCGUUCUCGUACAUCGCUCGGCGCGGCAUCCACUCGCUCAUCGACAAGACGUCCAAGCUCGUGAUCGACGUGGCCUUCGUGAUCCAGGGCGAGACCGAGGAGGAGCUGCCCGAGCGGGUGCUCGGCUGCUGCCGCCUCGACCGCGUCAACGUGCAGAAGGCCGUGGAUCUGCCGUGCUGA
This is a messenger RNA of Phytophthora sojae, 2676 nucleotides long. RefSeq lists its product as hypothetical. Lineage: Eukaryota; Oomycota; Peronosporomycetes; Peronosporales; Peronosporaceae. The transcript is spliced from 10 exons. The record is from RefSeq and is a predicted model, not a curated record. The annotation marks the transcript as partial.